Molecule: messenger RNA, 1134 nt
Organism: Kwoniella shivajii
Lineage: Eukaryota; Fungi; Basidiomycota; Tremellomycetes; Tremellales; Cryptococcaceae
Exons: 16
Coding region: 1-1134 (377 amino acids)
Cellular component (GO): endosome; Golgi apparatus; trans-Golgi network
Molecular function (GO): antiporter activity
Source: RefSeq, a predicted model, not a curated record
AUGUCAUCAAAAAAGCCAAAUCCUUUACUCCCUUCGCACCAUCCAAAUCCAGGUUCGCCCGGUCGAAGUUCCCCUACAUCAAGUACCAGUUAUUCAGAGGCUAUGAGGCGUAACGGGUCAGGAUCAAAGGUGGAGAAACGGGAUGAUGGUUACUUUGCAGAUACAGAGAAGGGACAAGGAAUGCUUGAACACGCUCGAAGAUCAGUGGAGAUUACCCCUAACUUACCUGAUAGUAAAGCGAACAAACCGUUACUAAGCCCUACAGUCAUUAUACCCAUCUGGAUUGCAUUGUCUUCUGCUGUCAUUCUUUAUAACAAAUACCUCUAUAGCAACUUGGAAUAUCCUUAUCCUAUAUUUAUUACCUCAUACCAUCUUGGCUGUGCAGCGUUGGGAACACGAGUGCUUCGAGCUACAACUCAUUUAAUGGAUGGUCUGGACAAGAUUGAAAUGACCAGAGAUUUGUACCUCAAAUCGAUCUUACCUAUAGGCGUAUUGUUUUCGGGUUCUCUGAUCUUGAGCAACACCGCUUAUCUGACACUGAGUGUGUCUUUCAUCCAAAUGCUCAAGGCUUUCACCCCCGUUGCCAUUUUGCUCAUCUCAGCUAUAUUCAAAUUACAAGUCUUGUCCUCAAGACUGGUUCUAAUUGUCAUAUUAAUAUCAACAGGAUGUGCUCUUGCUGCAUACGGAGAAGUACAUUUCCAAAUGUUCGGGUUCUUAUGUCAGGUCAGCGCAGUAGCUUUCGAAUCAUCACGGUUGGUCAUGAUCCAGAUUCUGCUACAAGGGCUGAAGAUGGACCCCUUGUGCUCUUUACAUUAUUAUGCUCCUGUCUGCUCAAUAAUCAACGCUUGUUUCCUCCCAUUCACAGAAGGUCUUGCACCUUUCCGUGAAUUCAUGCGUAUUGGUCCGAUGGUCAUGUUAUCGAACGCUGCUGUAGCGUUUGGAUUGAAUGUAGCGGCCGUCUUCUUGAUCGGUGCAGCAGGAGGAUUAGUAUUGACCCUAGCUGGUGUUUUCAAGGAUAUUCUGUUGAUCAGUAGUAGUGUAAUCUUCUUCGGAAGCCCAAUUACUCCCAUUCAGAUUUUCGGAUAUUCACUCGCUUUGGGAGGUAUGGUAGCUUACAAGACUGCUAACAAGUAA